Messenger RNA from Exaiptasia diaphana, 1142 nucleotides. Its product is annotated as blastula protease 10. The transcript has 8 exons. Lineage: Eukaryota; Metazoa; Cnidaria; Anthozoa; Actiniaria; Aiptasiidae. Gene Ontology annotation, molecular function: metalloendopeptidase activity; zinc ion binding. Gene Ontology annotation, biological process: proteolysis. The record is from RefSeq and is a predicted model, not a curated record. The coding region runs from base 45 to 917 and encodes 290 amino acids.
GUCAUCGGUAUAGCGAAAUCUGAAUCCUUUCUCGCUAGCUGAAAAUGAAGUGGAAAUUGAUUUGUUUAUUCUUUGUUUUUGCUUAUACAACAGACCCUGAAGAACUCGAUCCAAACGCUUUUGAAGGUGAUAUGAUUUUGACACAAGAACAAAAAAUGGCGGCCAUUCAUGGCGAAGAUGUUGACAUGUCGAUGAAGCGAAAGGCCGUUAAGAAUAGGAGAUGGGCUGGUGGAGUACUAAUAUACGACAUUGAUCCAAAGCUUGCUCAAGAUACUACUGCAAUGAAAGCAAUCAAAGACGCCUUCAUGGAAUGGUCAUCAAAGACUUGUAUUACAUUUAAAAAGCGAACCAAUGAACGUGGAUAUGCUUAUUUUAAGCCAGGAGUUGGCUGUUCCUCAUAUGUCGGCUACACAGGAAGCAAGCAAUACAUUAAUUUAGCAAGAGGCUGCUGGAGUAGUGGUAUCGUUGCUCAUGAAAUUGGUCACGCUCUCGGUUUCUACCACGAACAGUCACGCCCAGACCGUGACAACUACGUCACUAUUCAGUUUGAGAAUAUCAUUGGAAAAAAUAAACACAACUUCCACAAGUACAGCCGAAGUACCAUCGAUUCGCUUGGUGUUCCGUACGACUAUGGAUCGAUUAUGCAUUAUGGAUCAAGAGCUUUUAGUAAAAAUGGUAGACCCACCAUCAUUUCUAAAAACUCUGGAGUAACGCUUGGACAGAGAAAAGGGCUUAGCGCCAUGGACAUUAAAAUGAUGAAAUUAUUGUACAAGGGAGAGUGCACCUGGACUGGUGGAACAGGAUCAGCAUCCUCAUGCAAAGACAAAGACCCGCGAUGUGGAAAAUGGGUCAGACACUGUACCUACAACAGAUAUGUYAUAGCAAAUUGCAAGAARACAUGCAAUCAGAUCUGUUGAGAAGCCAACAAUGACUCUGAAUACCAACCAACCGGUCGACUUAGCGGGGCGAACGAGAAACCUUUCAAAAGGCUGUAAAAACUGAAUAAAGACAUCUGGAAUAGAUCUGGAACUUUAAUAAACCGGCCUGUUUACCUAUUAAACGAUCGACUGGAUUAAGAAGUCUUAAAUAUAUCUCUGUAACCUUUAUUAAUAAACCUUUUUAUCAAUAAGCCCAYCACUUAA